Molecule: messenger RNA, 1795 nt
Organism: Zea mays
Lineage: Eukaryota; Viridiplantae; Streptophyta; Magnoliopsida; Poales; Poaceae
Product: pyruvate dehydrogenase 2
Exons: 14
Coding region: 302-1423 (373 amino acids)
Biological process (GO): pyruvate decarboxylation to acetyl-CoA
Cellular component (GO): pyruvate dehydrogenase complex
Molecular function (GO): pyruvate dehydrogenase (acetyl-transferring) activity
Source: RefSeq, marked validated
GCCUAACCAUUCCCGGCUCCCGGCAGAGACGGCCGCUCGCCUCCAGAAGAGCAACCCAAGUCGCCGAGAGCGACUCCCACACGACCCACCUACCCCGCCGCCGCCGCCGCCGCAUCCCCCUCGAUCCCGUCUGGCGAUCGGGGGCUCCCAGACACAUCACAGAUACACACCACGCUAAGCCAAAUCGAGCAACGCCUAUCAUCAUAUUAUAAUUUCCCCUCAUUCAUCUCACAGUCCCAGGCCUCCCCUCCCUCCUCCCCGUCGCCAACCAACCUCCAACCCCCAGCCGAUCGCGUCGGAGAUGCUGGGCGUCGCGCGGAGGCGGCUCGGAUCCGGAUGCGUGCUCGCCCAGCUGGCGCAGGCCCUCCGCCCCGCCGCCGCUCCCGCCAGGACCUACUCCGCCGCGGCCAAGGAGAUAACUGUACGGGAAGCAUUGAAUACCGCAUUAGAUGAAGAAAUGUCGGCAGACCCUUCUGUUUUCUUGAUGGGAGAAGAGGUUGGCGAGUACCAAGGUGCAUACAAGAUAUCCAAGGGUUUGCUUGACAAGUAUGGCCCCGAUAGGGUUCUCGAUACUCCGAUCACUGAGGCGGGCUUCACUGGCAUUGGUGUUGGUGCCGCUUACCAUGGUCUUCGACCUAUUGUAGAGUUCAUGACAUUUAACUUUUCGAUGCAGGCAAUUGAUCACAUAAUUAAUUCAGCUGCCAAGUCGAACUACAUGUCUGCUGGGCAGAUAUCUGUUCCUAUUGUCUUUAGGGGUCCAAAUGGUGCUGCUGCUGGAGUUGGUGCCCAACACUCACAGUGCUAUGCAGCUUGGUAUGCACAUGUUCCCGGAUUGAAAGUUCUAGCUCCAUAUUCUGCAGAAGAUGCUCGAGGUUUGCUGAAAGCAGCAAUCAGGGAUCCAGAUCCUGUUGUGUUCCUUGAAAAUGAACUUCUUUAUGGUGAAUCAUUUCCUGUAUCUGCUGAGGUACUUGAUUCUAGCUUCUGCCUUCCGAUUGGAAAGGCUAAGAUAGAGCGACAAGGGAAAGAUGUCACUAUCACUGCAUUCUCCAAAAUGGUGGGAUAUGCCCUUCAGGCCGCUGAUAUACUGGCCAAGGAAGGUAUCAGUGCCGAGGUAAUCAAUCUUCGCUCAAUUAGACCGCUGGAUAGAGCUACUAUUAAUGCAUCUGUGAGGAAAACCAAUAGAUUGGUAACCGUAGAAGAAGGCUUCCCUCAACAUGGGAUUGGUGCGGAAAUAUGCAUGUCUGUUGUAGAGGACAGCUUUGAGUAUCUUGAUGCACCAGUCGAGAGGAUUGCUGGAGCUGAUGUGCCCAUGCCGUACGCUGCCAACCUUGAGAGGAUGGCUGUUCCACAGGUCGAUGACAUCGUCCGGGCAGCCAAGCGUGCUUGCUACAGGGCAGCAGUACCGAUGGCAGCAACCGCCUAGUCCAGCAGAACCCUGCAUGUUGCAUUUCUUUGUCUAAUUUUAAUGUCCGUGCUGCAGAAAGACGUGUCACAUAAUGGUGUGACGAGUACCCACUGCCGCUGCAACUCAACUAUAGCAUGAGCUGAGUUUUUGUAGAGCCACCGAGAGGUGUUCAGUACUCCAGUUCCAGUUCCGCUUAUCUUCGCCGCCGCAGCCGGAAGGCUGCGCAUGACUCUGCGUCUGUUUUAUGGUUCACGAAUGAUUGCAGAUUUGCAGCAGAGCCUCUGGAGAUGAGAAUUUUACUUGUGGCGAGAUGUUGUGAGUAACUUGUAUUCAGAAGGGGGAACUCUCAAGAGAUCCUCAAGUCGUGAUUCCAGUUGCGGCUUUCUUGAU